Messenger RNA from Caenorhabditis briggsae, 261 nucleotides. The transcript is spliced from 2 exons. The coding region runs from base 1 to 261 and encodes 86 amino acids. The record is from RefSeq and is a predicted model, not a curated record. NCBI's taxonomy places the organism in Eukaryota, Metazoa, Nematoda, Chromadorea, Rhabditida, Rhabditidae.
AUGGGUGCGAAAAUUGUGAAACUGAUCAAUGAAGACUCUAGCGUUGAGGACAACGAUUUUGACAGAAUUAGAGAUCUGGAGGAAGGAGAGGAUUCCUCGACUUGGGAUAGUUCAACGUCGUCUAAUGGAGAAGAGGAAGAAGAGGAUUACUGUACUUCGGAAUACAAGAUGGCAUCGUGCCCCCAGGAUCCGUACAUUGUUGAAAAGAGAUUUGUGGCCGGAUCGAACGAAUUCUUCUACAACAUUGUCAAGAGAAAAUAA